CCAUUUUUUGAAAGCCCUUUUUCCGCGACAUUUGCGUUCCUUGUCUUCAUCUUCGCACGUCCGUAAAUACCACGGCGGUGUUCUUCAAAUCUCUCUCCAAAUUUCUCCAUUCUCCAUCUCCACAUUCUCUAAGCUGUUUCGCAAAUAUUUUGUUCUCAAAUAUCAUUCUUUUUAGUAACUUUGUUUUUUUUUUGGUAAAUAUUUGUGCGGACAUUCGUGAAUUUUGGGGUUCCGUGACUGUAAACGAGGAUGAAAGGAGGGUUCUAUGGAUUGAGGGGUAAAGAACUCUCUCUAAUUACCAUCGCUCUUAUGUGCACAACCUUUUUCAUAUGGGCGUGGGAGAAAACCCCGCUUCUUACUAGCUUAAUGCCACCGCAAACCCGUUGGGAGCUGUCUCCAGAUAUUCUUGUGAGUAAACCUUUACCUAGCUUGGUGUCUCCAGAAUCGCCAAUAUUUGUGGGCAAAAAUGUGUCACAAGUUGCGGAAAAAGUGAUUGUAAACAACCAAGAAGAACUACCUUUGAAUGUAGCAGCUCCCACGAGUUCUGCACAAAGGUCUAAUCAGAUGAGUGUAAUUAACAACAAUUCAGUAACCACCACAGAUCAGAACAUAGAAAUCCAUACAAGUGUGUCAGAAGAAAAAGCAAAAGACAAGCAGAUCCAGAAGGCAGAAACAGUUGUCCGUGCCCAAGGUCCUUCAAGUCCAAGGGAAUUUGAUGGAGAAAAUAAAAAAUUACUAGAACAAGUUUCAAAAGAAGUAGAAGUGGCUAUGGUAGCACCUGUUAGUUCCCCACGUACUAGCUCCCCAGUUAAGGGAAAAGAUGAUAGAAAUUUGACAACACUUACAGAAAAUCAAGCUUGUAACUAUGCAAAAGGAAAAUGGGUUCCAGACAAUAACCGGCCUUUAUAUUCUGGGUAUGAUUGUAAGCAAUGGUUGUCAGGCUCGUGGGCCUGCCGGUUGACGCAGCGAACAGAUUUUGCCUAUGAGAAGCUUCGGUGGCAGCCUAAAAAUUGUCAAAUGGAAGAAUUUGAAGGGUCUAAAUUCUUGAAAAAGAUGCAAGACAAAACUCUAGCUUUUGUUGGAGAUUCAUUGGGCAGGCAGCAGUUCCAGUCUCUAAUGUGCAUGAUCACAGGUGGUAAGGAGAGGCAUGAUGUCAUAGACGUCGGACAGGAGUAUGGACUAGCUCAAGCUCGUGGUGAUACUCGCCCUAGUGGCUGGGUGUAUCGUUUCCUAAGCACCAAUACAACCAUACUCUACUACUGGUCAUCGAGCCUUUGUGAUGUGGAACCCAUUAAUAAGACAAACCAGAAUACUCAUUAUGCCAUGCACCUUGAUCGGCCGCCAGCAUUCUUGCGUCAAUAUCUUCACAAAUUUGAUGUUCUGGUACUCAACACAGGACACCAUUGGAAUCGAGGAAAGCUUAAGGCUAACAAGUGGAUUAUGCAUAUUGGUGGUGUGCCAAAUACCAAUAGGAAGUUAGCAAUGAUUUGGCAGGCCAAAGAUUUUACCAUUCAUAGUUGCAUCAAUUGGGUGAACUCACAGCUGCCAAAACAUCCGGGGUUGAAAGCCUUCUACAGGACCAUCUCACCUAGGCAUUUUGUUGGUGGGGACUGGAACACGGGUGGGAGCUGUGACAAAACUACCCCUAUGUCAGUGGGAAAGGAAGUAUUACAAGAUGAGUCCAGUGAUGCCAGUGCUGCAGGUGCAGCAAAGGGAACUGGGGUUAAGCUCUUGGACAUAACAGCUCUUUCCCAGCUUAGGGACGAGGGUCAUAUAUCCCGUUUCAGCUUUAGCGCCAGAUCAGGAGUGCAAGAUUGUCUGCAUUGGUGUCUACCUGGUGUUCCUGAUACAUGGAACGAAAUCCUUUUUACACAAAUUUAGUCAACAAAAUAGCUGCUGAAAGAAGAAUACUGUAGUGUGCCUUAAAAGGUUUAGCUCUUCCUUUCCAUGGCUUGGGUAAAGAGAGCUUAUCUGAAGGUUCUGAACAGCACACUAUUCCAUGGGAUGCACUAACAUGAUGUGGGAGAUAUCACUUGGCCGAGUUCUAUAAUGGAGCUUAUAUGCCAACUUUGACUGUUGACAAAACUGCAUCCAAAUGGUUCAUAGGUUUGUUCUUUUUUGUGAUGCGGACCAUUGAAAUUCCUGUGGUCUAUUUGUAGCUUAGUUGACAUUGAUGUUGCACUUCACUUCCUCUAUUGGAGGUUGCAGGAGAAACGCCACUAUAAAGUGAGAGAAGGCCUUUCCUUUGAAGUGAAUUUUGGAUUUU
This is a messenger RNA of Alnus glutinosa, 2266 nucleotides long. RefSeq names its product protein trichome birefringence-like 16. Lineage: Eukaryota; Viridiplantae; Streptophyta; Magnoliopsida; Fagales; Betulaceae. Gene Ontology annotation, biological process: xylan biosynthetic process; xyloglucan metabolic process; plant-type secondary cell wall biogenesis. Gene Ontology annotation, cellular component: Golgi apparatus. The record is from RefSeq and is a predicted model, not a curated record. Gene Ontology annotation, molecular function: acetyltransferase activity. The coding region runs from base 250 to 1881 and encodes 543 amino acids. The transcript has 6 exons.